Lytechinus pictus (painted urchin) is the source of this 3963-nucleotide messenger RNA. RefSeq lists its product as uncharacterized. The transcript has a single exon. Gene Ontology annotation, biological process: DNA integration. Gene Ontology annotation, molecular function: nucleic acid binding; zinc ion binding. Bases 1 to 3963 code for a protein of 1320 amino acids. The record is from RefSeq and is a predicted model, not a curated record. NCBI's taxonomy places the organism in Eukaryota, Metazoa, Echinodermata, Echinoidea, Temnopleuroida, Toxopneustidae.
AUGGAGAGUUCAAGUUUACCAUUGCCAGACAGUUUUGACAAAGUAGGAGGACUAAAUCAAGCUGAACAAUGGCCAAAAUGGGCACGACGAUUUGAACGCUAUCGCACGGCAUCGGGCCUGGCGGCCAAACCCGACGGGGAACAGGUCAGUACACUGUUGUAUGCUAUGGGUGAUUGUGCGGAUGACAUCAUCGUAUCUCUCGGUGUAGAAGAGAAAUCAGCGAAGUAUGAUGAAGUGAUAACGGCGUUGAAUAAAUACUUCAAUGUACGGAAAAACAUCAUUGUUGAAAGAGCAAAAUUCAACAAAAGAGUACAAAGAUCAGGAGAGAGUGUAGACACAUUUAUCAAUGAUUUGUACAGACUUGCUGAGGACUGUGACUACAAGACGCUUAAGGAAGAGUUAAUAAGAGACAGAAUUGUAGUUGGAGUGCUAGAUGACUCACUUUCGGAUCAACUGCAGUCUAGAGAAGACCUUACUCUCACAAAAGCAGUACAGUUGAGUAGGCAAGCAGAAGCCAGGAAACAAAACAAGCCUGUCGUGAGAGGUUUUCCUGAGAGUGAGAGUUCAAACUCAUCCGUAGAGCAUGUCAGACACAAAAGCAGGGGAAAUUUCUCAAAGAAAACACCUCAGACUCAAAAUCUGCAAGGAAACUGCAAGUGGUGUGGAAGGCAGAAUCAUGUACGUGCCGACUGCCCCGCAAAAGAUGCAAAAUGCCAUCAAUGUGGAAAGAUGGGUCACUUCCAGUCUGUGUGUAGAAACAAAAAUCCAGGAAAAGGAAAACAAAAGGAAACAAAAGGAAAAGCUAGAGUGAGCGAAGUGGAUGCUUCUGAUGCUUUCGAUGACAUUGACAUCCCCUUUCUUGGCGAAAUCAGAGAGAAUGAGAAGACAUACUGGAGUGCAGCUAUUCUUGUAGAUGGGCUUGAAACACACUUCAAGCUAGAUACUGGAGCAUCAGUUACUGUGCUGUCUGAUUCUACUCCAUGGCUUAACAGAAAUAACCUACAACCAACAAACAAGAAGUUACUUGGUCCGGGAGAAAAGGUUCUGACUGUAAUUGGACAGAUGACAGCAACCCUCCAGCAUAGAGAUAAACAGAUCAAGGAAACUCUCUAUGUGGUUGAAAAUCAGAGAUGUUCAUUGCUGAGCAGGAAGGCAUGUUCAGACUUGAAUCUAAUCUGCAAGGUGGAGGAAGUAGACUACCAAAAUGGAGAAAAUGCAAACUUCGAGGCUGAAUUCCCACAGCUCUUCACUGGAUUGGGAAAACUGAAGACAGCAUACCAGAUCACAUUGGCUCCAGAUGUCAAACCAAUGUGCCUGUACACAGCCAGAAAAGUUCCGCACCCACUUCUACCCAAGGUGAAGAAAGAACUAGAGUCCAUGUUGAAGCAAGGGGUAAUCUCAAAAGUGACCGAACCAACAAAGUGGUGUUCAGGGAUGGUUCCAGUACUAAAGCCCAAUGGUUCAGUUAGAAUUUGUGUAGACCUCACAUCACUGAACAAAGCAGUUGAACGAGAGAUUCAUCCAAUGUCUUCAGUGGAUGAAAGCCUUGCGAAACUGGGAAAGAGUACAAUCUUCACAAAGUUAGAUGCCAACAGUGGUUUUUGGCAGAUACCACUAAGUGAUGAGUCCAAGCUGCUUACAACUUUCGUCACUCCAUUUGGGAGAUUCUGCUUCGACCGACUGCCAUUUGGCAUAACGUCUGCGCCUGAAGUCUUCCAAAGAACGAUGUCAAAUAUCCUGGAAGGACUUGAUGGAGUGAUUUGCCACAUGGACGAUGUGCUAAUCCAUGGUGUAACACAAGCAGACCAUGACACCAGAGUUCGAGCUGUCCUUCAACGUUUGCAGGGAGCAGGAAUCACACUAAACCAUGACAAGUGUGAAUUCUCACAACAGAGAGUGAAGUUCCUGGGGCACUUCAUAGACAGAACUGGUGUCAAAGUUGAUCCAAGCAAGACAAAAGCCAUUCGUGAUUUUCCAGCUCCACGUACAGUGAAGGAGUUACAAAGAUUCCUAGGAAUGGUAAACCAGGUGGGGAAAUUCCUCCCCGCACUAGCUUCUAUCAGUGAACCACUACGUCAACUUCUGAAGAAGGACAAUAUAUGGUGCUGGACAGAAGUACAACAGAGAUCUUUCAAACAGAUCAAAGAGAUGCUGAUCUCAACAGAAGUCUUGGCUCAUUAUGAUCCUGAACUACCAACAGUCAUUGCAGCAGAUGCAUCCUGUGCCGGAAUUGGUGCAAUCCUGUAUCAAGUGCAGAGAGAUGGAAAACGUAGACCAGUGUGUUAUGCAUCUCGAUCACUGACAGAGACUGAGCAGAGGUAUGCUGUGAUCGAAAAGGAAGCACUGGCAGCUACUUGGGCAUGCGAGAGAUUCUCUGAGUAUGUCCUGGGUCUUCACUUCGAAGUAGAAACCGACCACAAGCCAUUGGUCACACUUCUGAACUCGAAGGAACUUGCCAAAAUGCCUCCGCGUCUCCAACGCUUCAGAAUGAGAAUGAUGAGAUUUGACGCAAAGACUCUGUAUGUUCCUGGAAAACAGCAGACUUCGGCUGACACCUUGUCACGAGCGCCAGUAGAGAGGCCAGGAAGGAAUGAUGUCAGUUUCAUAGAGGAGGUUGAAUCCUAUGCGUCAACAUCAACCAUCAACCUACCAGUUACAGUGAAAAGACUAGAUGAAAUCAGAAAAGCACAAAAAGCAGAUGAAGUAUGUGCAAAAGUCAGAGACUACUGUAUCAAGGGAUGGCCAGAAUAUAUGCCACACAACCCUAUCCUGAAGAACUACUUUGAGCAGAGAGGACACUUGAGUGUGGUAGAUGACUUGCUGGUCUAUGAUGAAAGAUUGGUGAUUCCAAGAGCUCUGAGACUUGAUAUCCUUGAGAAGCUACAUCAAGGACAUCUAGGAAUAACCAAAUGCAGAGGAAGAGCCAGAGAAUCAGUGUGGUGGCCAGGUCUAUCAACAUCAUUGGAGGAAAUGAUUUCAAACUGUACAACCUGUGCUAUCCAUCGACCACAAGUCCAAGAGCCUUUGAUGACCUCGUCCUUCCCUUCAAGGCCAUGGGAACGUCUUGGAAUGGACUUGUUCGAACACAAAGGAAAAACAUUCCUGAUAGUCGUUGACUACUACUCAAGGUGGAUUGAAAUCAAACAACUGCAAGGUCAGACAACAGCAGCAGUGAUUUCUUCCCUAAAAGAGAUCUUUGCAACACAUGGGAUUCCAGACCUUGUAGUAUCAGACAAUGGCCCACAAUUUGCCAAUGAGAACUUCAGAAAGCUUGCUGAAGAGUAUGGAUUUGUCCAUACUACCAGUUCUCCAAGGUACCCGCAGGCAAAUGGUGAGGCAGAACGAGGAGUUCGCACUGUCAAAGCAUUGCUGAAAAAGAACCAUGACAUCAACCUAGCCCUUCUCAGCUACCGAGUAUCUCCACUCCAAAAUGGGCUAGCUCCAUCAGAACUUCUCAUGGGCAGGAAAUUGAAGACUCAGGUUCCUGUGUUACCACACACGCUCCUGCCACAACUACAACAGCAGGACCUGAAAUCUGUGAGAGAGAAAGAGGAGAAGUACCGGUCAGAUCAGAUGAUGACCUACAACAGACGUCAUGACUCACGUGAGCUUCCAGAGCUACAGCCAGGAGAUCUGGUUUGGAUCCGUGAUCAGUCUCGCUAUGGGAAAGUUAUCCAGAAAGCAAUACAACCAAGAUCCUACCAUGUCCAGACAGAGCAUGGUACAAUACGUCGCAAUCGGAAGGCACUGAUUUCCAUUCAGGACCAGGCAAAGACGACAGUGCCAGAUCCUUCCAGUGACGUGCCAACCAGCCCUGAUGAUCCUGAUGGUGAGCCAGAUACCCUGCAGCCUACCCAGCAGACUGGCCCGAGUCAGCAAGGUGCAUCACCAACAAGAGGUAUGACGGAAACACGAACAAGAUCCGGACGACUUGUAAAACCACCCAACAGACUGUCUCUUUAA